AUGGUUGCGGCCGCCACGUCGGGGCUCGUCGUGCCCAUCCAGCGCGGUCGGAACGGUACGCUCGAGUGCCCCCAGCACCGCUGCACCUUUGAGACCGACGAGGUUGCGUCAUUGGCCGUGCACAUGGAGGCGCGCCACGAGCUUGGGAUUGCAAUCGGGGCGCCGAGCACCAUCGACGGCGAGCACGUGCGAGAGGCCCGAGUCCAGCACAUGCUUUCCGCGCACGAUGGCCGUCACUUGCUGCAUGCGAGCGACGCAAUGUCGCCGCACAGGAACCUUGCAUCCACGCAUGUUACAUCGUUGACGCAGCUGCCAUCGCCAGAGACCGACGGCGCCAUCAUGCCAACGGUCCAGAUAGCAAACUCCCCGACACACCGGCAAUCGAUGGAACCGACGCCCGCAAUGCCACUGCACCCGGACGAACCAACACCAGGCCGUGUCCCAACGACUUCGUCGCCGCGUCGUGUCGCUGUAGCCUUUCGAGCGACACAACUCACAGCAAUGGCCUUUAAGCUCACCUCCUCCGUUGUGCUCGGGCCCGUCGCAGCGACCGCGGAGGCUACAUCGAUCGCGCCCAUGACUCCUCCGUCACCGCGACCGCACGUCGUCUCUGCCGCAAGCUCCGACGAACUGUCCGCCGCCGAGCGCUCCAACACUUUGCGAGUGCGACAUGAGAACGAGGAGGCGGCAAUGACGUCAAGUGCGGCGACGUCCAGUGAUGCACCGGGGCACGAACCGAAUUCGAUCCCCGCCGCGUCGUGUACACCGCCUGUCGCCGCGUCGUCCGAGCACGACGUGCUGACAGCUGUGUCGUCACCAUCCAAGAUGCAAGGAGCGCCGUCUCACGUGCUAAGUGAGUUGGUUGUGGCGUCGCAGGGCGCGGACCUCGGUGGUGACGACAACCUUGAUAGCCACGAUGGUGACGACGGCCUCGACGUUGAAGAGAAGCCUCGACUCGCUGGUUUGGAUGCAGUGCCAUCGGUCCUUGACACGUCGUCCGAGCACGACGUGCUAGCGUUUACGCCGCCAGAGGAAGAGGCAGUGCAGCUCCAGACGCUCGACGAGUCGGUCCUAAAACUCUCGUCGCCGCCAUCGCCCGGCGCGGAUCCUGAUGACGGCGUCGACUAUCUCGAUGACGACGUCGACGACCACGACGAGCCUUGCGUCACUGCGUCCAUCGUUCAAGGGUCGGCCACUGACGCUCCGCCCGAGGCGAUGAUGACAAGUGGCACGUCACAAACACUGGCACACAAGGCGGUUGGCGAGGCAAUACCAUUGUCGCCGUUGGCCAAAGAUGGGGACUGCCCCGACUCGCCUCGAACGCCGGUACGGGCCUCGGCGCCAUUUACAAGCCUCGCAUACCGCCCAGAGACGCCCGAGACGCCGUCGCUGCCGCCGACGCCCGACGUCGCACCGACCCCAAGCCCCUUUCACAACCUGCGUCAUUCGGUGCGCCCGACACCGCCGCGCCGCCGCAGCUACCACUCGGACGACGACGACGACGACGACGAGCCGCUGCGGGGACGUGGACCGGCGCGGCGAUCGCUCGCGGGCCUGUCGUCGAGCGAGAGCUCCGCGUCGCCGCCGCGUCAGCGCCCGCUCGAGCCGUUCGAGUGUCCCGAGGCAACGUGCAACUACGAGCACGUCGACUUCGGCAUCUUCCAAUUUCACUGCUUCCGCGAACACGGCUUGCACAUUCGCGAGGAAUCGGACGACGAAGAGGAUGUCGUACUCGAGCAGCCGCCGCCGCCACCGCCAAUGCCGCAACAACGCUCUCUCAAGACGACCAAGGCUCCCGUCAAGCCGCGGGCCACGACGCCAGUCACCACACGAUUGCCGAGGAAGGUCAAGGCGCCGUCGCCGCCGUCGAGCCCGGACGUUGUCUUGGUUCGGCCGGUGAUUGCGCUGCACAAGAACGCGGCCGGCGAGUACUCGUGCCCGACGCCGACAUGCCCGUACAAGAAGACGACGUCGAUCUCCAACCUAAAAUCGCACUGCAAGGCCAAGCACGCGUACGAUGUGAAGAAGGCCGACGACGCGCCAUCGCUGCCGAAACGCGGGCGCAAGCGCCCGUUUGUCAACGCAACGCUCCUGGACAGCGACGGCCCAUCAUCGACCAAGUACAUCCGCUUCCUCGAGGCGCUCGAGCCUGGCCAAGAAGUGUAUUUCGACGUCACCUAG
This is a messenger RNA of Saprolegnia parasitica CBS 223.65, 2181 nucleotides long. RefSeq lists its product as hypothetical. The coding region runs from base 1 to 2181 and encodes 726 amino acids. The transcript has a single exon. The record is from RefSeq and is a predicted model, not a curated record. NCBI's taxonomy places the organism in Eukaryota, Oomycota, Saprolegniomycetes, Saprolegniales, Saprolegniaceae.